Molecule: messenger RNA, 627 nt
Organism: Adineta ricciae
Lineage: Eukaryota; Metazoa; Rotifera; Eurotatoria; Adinetida; Adinetidae
Source: the annotation of a GenBank genome assembly
AUGAGUAUUGAAGUCGUUCAACGUGUGCAAGUGCCUUCAGGUACUAUAUCAACUACACAUUAUGUUCAAAAUCGUGCUCCACUGCAGCCCGUUCCUUUUCAAAAACUGCCACCAGGUGCGGUGAGAGCCGAUGGUUGGUUGCUUGGUCAAUUGAAACUACAAAUUAAUGGUUUAAAUGGGAAACUCUACGAAAUUUCCGAUUAUUUAGUUUAUGAUAAUUGUGGUUGGAUUGAUCCGACCAAAAUGGCGUGGGAAGAAAUGCCUUAUUGGCUGAGAGGAUUUGCUGAACUUGCUUUUGUCACUGGCGAUGCAGAUACUAUGUCGAUCGCUAAUCGUUGGAUGGAUGGAGUUUUACGUACACAACAAUCUGAUGGAUGGUUCGGUCCAAAUUACAUGCGAACAUCACUUGAUGGCGUUCCUGAUCUAUGGCCAGCAAUGUUAUUCUCAAAUAUUUUCCGUUCAUUGUAUGAGUGUACCAAUGAUGCCCGUGUUAUACCAUUUCUUUUGAACUGGUUUCAAUUUGUUGCUAAAGCUCCUGAUGAUUCAUUCACCCGUGGUUGGGGUGCAACUCGAUGGGCGGAGAACAUCGACAACAUCAUUUGGUUAUNAAAUUUGAAUAAGUUCUGA